This is a messenger RNA of Didymodactylos carnosus, 5677 nucleotides long. NCBI's taxonomy places the organism in Eukaryota, Metazoa, Rotifera, Eurotatoria, Philodinida, Philodinidae. The record is from the annotation of a GenBank genome assembly.
UUUGAAAUUUGAUUAUGAUCGAAUUUUGAAGGACGUUUCUUCAAAAGAAAGUUUUGGAAAACACGGCUUAUUCCGAUUUUUGAGGUUUUAAUGACGUUUUAAAAAGUCACCCGUCCCGAAAGGGUUAUGUCAAUAAAUAACUUUUUCUUGGCAUAAUUAUAAAUUUUAUCAAUGUCUAUUUGUGUUUAUGUUUUGUAUUUAGGAAUACCAACCAUUUGUUGCUGAUCAUCAACAAGAAAAAUUAUGUAAACCAAUUCGUCACGAUAUCACUGAAAAAAUUUCAAAUAAUUAUCAACCAUCAAAAUCGCCUAUAUUUUGUAAUCAAAUAAAACGAAAAUAUCGUGAUAGUAAUUUUUGUUUUGUCUGUAAAAAACGUCAAAUAAAAAGAAAUUCUAUUUUAUGUGUAAAUCAAAAUACUAUAACAAAACUUCAAUAUGGUUACUCUCGCAGAUAUUCAACGAAGGAUUCAAAUGGAGAGCAAAUAUCAUUUUUUCAUAAACGAAUGCAUCGUUCAUGUUAUAGUAAAUUGUUAAAGCUUGCAAAUUAUCAACCUCGAAAAAUAUUAACAACGACAACAACAACACUCAACUGUAAAACAAAAGAUGUUCAUGACAAUGAUUUCUGUGUAUCACAAGCAAAAUUUUUACAUUCAUCUGUCAUUCGCCAUGAUCCAUCUGAAACUCAUUCACUACCAACAUCAACGUUGUCCAGAUUAGUUACACUCGAUCAUGAUUAUUGUAAACCACCAUUAAUGGCAGUUAUUUCUCGUCCUCUUAAGAUACCUACUUCUACUGUCGUUCUUAAUAAAAUUCAACUAACAGAAAACGAUAUCAAACAUUUACAAGAAUUCUCCAUCUCAUAUCAACAACAACAACAACAACAACAUGAAACGUUACCAAAAACAAAUAUCGAUGUUCAGCCCUGGAGCUCAUCAGGACGAAAAACAUUAGCUGUUGAAGUUGACGACACAACAACAUCUUUCGUAGCUGAGAAAAGUGCAUUUGAUGAAUUACAUCGAUGGCUCAGUGUAACAUUAAAAACCCAAUUAGUUUUACGAAUGAUCGAUGUUCAAACCAAAUAUCGUAAAUUAUUAGUGGCAAAAGGAAAAUCAGCUACGGAAGCAAUACUACGUACGGCAUCUAUUCGUCGACGUUUAGAAAAUCUUUCACCUUCAAAAUUUUAUUUUUAUAAACAUUGUCCCAAACAAGGAACAUACGUGGCACUGAAUAAUAUUGAACAAUUUGUCAAAGCUAAAGUAAAACAAGUUGAAGAUAUAAGAGAUAACGGUGUGGUGAUGGCUAUAAAACAAAGACAAGAAGAAACGUCCAGAAUCAAAGCGAUAACAGAUGAAUGUGAAUUAAUAUUACGUACAGUGGAAUUAUUAAGAAAAAGUAUUGUUUCUGGUUAUGAUUAUUUUAAAAAAUUAAAAACUUCACGUGAUCAAUUGGCUUAUGUUACAUCCGAUUCUUAUUGGAAAUCGUGUCCAACUUUUCUAAAGAAUUUUAUUGGUCUUAUUACAUUGAAUGAUCGUGAUUUUAAUGAAGUAAAACGUUCAUAUACUCAUUAUGAUAGUAUGUACGAUGGUUCAUGGUUUUCUAAAUCGAAAAAAUGGUUAAAAAUAUCAUCAAUAUCAUUUGAUAUAAUGAAUUGUAAAAAUGAUUCUUUUCUAAGUCCAAAACAUUAUCUACUUGGAAAUGAAUUACUUAAACAUGCAAGAUCAAGUGAUUUAAUAACAGUUAUGAAUCGAUUUGGACAUGUAUGUUCGUAUGAAGGUGUAUGUCGUUUACAUGAUGAACAAGCAAGAAAAGAAUCAACUCUUUAUCAAUUACCAAAAACUGUGCAUCCAAAUUGUUUUGGUGUAAAAGUAGCUGAUAAUUUUGAUUUGAAUAAAGAAACGGUACAUGGUGAAAAUAGUAUUCAUAUUAUGAAUCAGAUAAUUAUACAAAAUCCUGAAAAUAUUGACAUUAGUCUUGAAGAUACUAAUCAACAAAUAAUUGUACUGGAUGAUGAAGAAGAACAAGAUCAGAACGAUUCAGGUUUUGUUGAUGAUAUUCAAUCAUUUUCAUGUGUAACACAAAUAAAUCCUCAAUUUCGUCCAAUAUGCACAUCAACUCCAAGAAAAGCUGUAAUCGAUCGUCGUUCUUUUGAUCAAUCGAAUACUUACAAAUAUAAAGCAUUUGUUGAUAAUUCCUUGACAUUAAAAUUAUUUGCUUAUGGUUUAUCAAAACAUCUCUGUAAUGAUGUUCUCAAGAGCAAUACUCGUUUGCCGUUAUUAGCUGGCUAUUUUGCCACUCAUUUAGAACAUGACACAACAAAACCGUUACAUAUUAUUUCGUUUUGUACACCUAUUGAUCUUGAUCCAUCUUCUCAACAAGCAGCGGAUACAUGUUUAAAAUCAACAAAAACACAAUUUUUAGAUACAAAUUUUCAAAAAGAAGCAGUUAUUGUUGUUGAUGAAAAAAUUUAUCGAAAUUGUAUAAAGUCUAAAUAUAAUAAUCUGAAUGAAUUUCAAGCAUUAACAAUUUAUGCUGGUGAUUUUCAUUUGAUGAAAUGUUAUAUGGUAGUUAUUUGGGAUGUUCUCGAAGGAAGUGGUCUCGAAACAAUUAUUUCAUAUAUUUAUAAAGGUGCUUCAUUACGAUCAAUAUUUAAUGUUCAUCAUUUCAAUAAAUCACUUCGAUGUUGUAAACUUAUUUAUACGGCUUUAUCAAUGCAAAGAUUUGAAACAUUUCUUUCAUCAACAUCUGAUAUUACAGAUCAAAUUAAACAGAUUAUUUCAGGAUAUCCUCAUCAUUAUGCAAAAGAUGAAAUUAAACAACGGUGGUUUAAAACAUUAAUCAAUUGUUUAGAAUCAUUAGAAUUUCAACAAAAAUUUGAUGCUUGGAAAAUUGAAAAUAAAAAUAAAAAUAUAAAAUUUCAAUUAUGGUCAUUUAUAUUGGAUGAUUUAAUUUCACCAUUAAUUUCUUUAUAUAUGGCAUUACGUACAUCAAAUUUUGAUGCUAGAAAUGCGAGUUUAUCAAAAAUGGCUUCAUUAUUCUUUGCUACAAAUCAUCGUAAUUAUGCUCGUCUAUGUGGACAACAUUUAUACGAUUUACAAACAUGUUCAAAAUAUUUGUUUGAUAAAUUAUCCAAGUGUUUUGCAGUGAGACGAACAAACAAACCGUUUACAGCCAUAGCCAUGGAUCAAACAAUUGAGUGUACAAUUAAUAAAUUAGGUAAAGGUCACGGUGGUAUCAGUGGCCGAUUUAGUUCACAAUUAAUUGAUACCUGGACACGUUCAUUUGCCUAUCGUUCUCUCUUGACCAAUGUAACACAAACAUUAUGUGAAUAUGAAACAAAUUUAAAUUGUGUUGAUGCCCAUCUCGAAUGUACACCAAGUCGAUACGAUUUAGAUGACAAAGAUUUACAGUUGAUAUUAGAAAAACUCAAACAUGAAGACUUGUUUACAUCCACAGAUGCUGAUGUUACAAAAUUAAUGACAAAACAAUCGAAAGUAAUACAUGCUGAUAUUGUCAAGGAUCUAUGUUCAUCAGUGGAACGUGGUACACAAGCAUUAGAAACAUUUAUUGACGAACGAAUAAUUCGAAAAUUAGUGCCAAUGCAACAAAGAUUAAAAGCGAUUCACAGAUUAAGAUUGAAGGAUUCAGACAGAUACGAACCAUUAAGCGGUAAAAUCAGCAAACCUCGCAUUAAUCUCGUAAAAGAAAAACCAUUGAAAUUAGUCGAUAAUGAUAUAAAACGUUAUUUGAUAUUAGGUGAACAUCGUCAAUUAGAUUUAUCACAAUUAUUUUCUCAUGAAUUUACUCAUCAACCACUUGCCUUAUGUCCAUCUUCGCUACCAGUUGAUAAACAUUCAUCAACAUUCUUUGGAAUAAAACAAUCAAAUAAUACAACUAAAACAUUACAACAAAUUUAUCUCUUUUUUCAAGAUAAAUUUUUACAAGCAUUUUCAACUACACCAUCUUCGACAGCAACAAUAUUAAUUAUAGAUGGAAAACAAUUAUUAACAUUAAAUCGUCCUCUAUUAAGAAGUGGUACAAUACAAGUCUAUUCAAAGCAAUUAUUUGAUCAAGUUUUAUUAAAACAAUUUGAAAUAUUUGAAAGAAUUGAUAUUAUUUUUGAUUCAUUAUUAGAUAAGGAUGAUGGACAUAUAAUACACGAUUUUAAUCCAAUAGAUAUUCUACCAAAUGGAAAAUUAUUCGAUAAUUUAUUAGAAAUAAAUAAAGCAAAUUUGACAAGUUGUCUAAUAAAAUGUUGGUUAGAACAGACAUCUAAAAUACCAACGGGUAAAACACUUAUUUUAGGUGGUCCGGGUAAUAAAACGUAUUUAUUAACUUGUGAUAAUAUUACAGUUACUGAUUCAUUAGCUUGUAAUCAUUUGAAUUUAUCUACUCGAAUAUUAUUUCAUGUUAAAAGUAUUCAACAAUCGUCAACUAUUCUAAUUCGAUCAACCGAUCCUGAUGUAUUCAUUUUAUCAAUUGCCUAUGCAAAUCAAUUUUUACCUACACAACUUUUUCUUGACUAUAGUGUACAACAACAGCCAAGUGUACGAGAUCGUGAAAAAGAUCAAGUUGAUCAAUUAAAAAUUAUUAAUUGUACACAAAUAUCAACAUUAAUAAAAGAACAACAUUUAAUUGAUCCAUUAAAUUUUCUUCUUUUACAUGCAUUAUCAGGUUGUACAUCUGUUGGAUGUUCAUCAAUUCGUAAUAUUCGAAAAUAUUUAAUAUUUGAUACAUAUUUUAAACAACCGACAAAAUAUGAUUUUACUCAAGGAGAAAUUGUUUAUGAACAAUUAUUAUUAUCCUGUUAUCGACCAUUAAAUACACCUAUUACACUUGAUGAAUUACGCUCUCAAAUGGCUAUGACAGCAUUAAAACGAAAUAGUAAAAAUAUUGCUCUCUGUUUACCACCUACAAGUGAUGCUUUUCAACUUCAUUGUAAACGUGUUCAACGUCAACUAAUGAUUUGGAUUCAAUCAUUAGAAUCUAACAUUGUCUAUCCACCGUAUGUGAAUAAUGGUUAUGAAUUAAAUGGUGAAAUUAUAUGGAAAUCAAAAUCGACCAUGCCUAAAUUAGAUGUUACACAAUUAAUACCAAUACCUUGUCAAGGAAAAAAUUGUCAAGAUGGAACAUGUAAAAAAUGUACAAGUGGUUUUAAUAGUCAAUUGUUUCCACUCAUGACAACAAAAACUAUCCUCAAGAAAUGUCCAUCGAUAACACCUAUAGGCGUAGGUGCCUACUGCAAAACAAAACUAGCCCGAGCUCUCUGUCAUUUACCUGGAAUGAAAAUUCCUGCAUCAUCGAAACAGUCAAACGUGGAAAAAAUAAAUGACGAUAUCUACGAAAAACAAUUUAUAGAUACUCAAGAAUUGGAAGAUCAAGAAGAUUAUGAGUUGAAUGAUGAAGAAUAUGAUUUAUCUGACACAGAGAGUUUACAACCAGACGAAAGUGACGAUAUUUUUGAACAAGAAAAUGAUGAUACAGAUUUUAAACGUUCAUCGUCUUUUGAUGAAUUACUGCCUAAGAGAAAACGAUUAAAAGUGGAAGUCGCAGAUGUCAAAAGUUCAACAACGAUGGAAAUUGUGAAAAACGAAAGCGAUGACGAAGAAGUUGAAGACCCUGAUGAUGAAAAUUGGUCAAAUUAUUAUUCACAGGAAAUUCAAGAUAGUCUUGAUGACUAA